UGAAUGUCCAACUGUCAAGUGCGAAAAGUAGUUCAUAUCUUGGGAAAAUACACGCACCAUUGAAAUUCCCAAAUCAAAUUUCAAACUUUAAGUUACUUGGUUUCCUCAUCUUUACAUGGAAUUAAAUUUAUUUAUACCAGCGUUUUUCUCGGCAUACAGUUGAAGAAUAGAUUACGGUGCCUGCGUUAUUUCCGGUAAGAGAAUAUUCCCUCACUUAUGAAGUUGUCGAAGACCCCAAAUAAUCAAAGGAUUAAUAGAAAACAACCGAUAGAUUGGAUUUCCUUCGUCACUGAUGAUCAUGCUAAGUUAGCGAUUCCAGUUGGACCUCGUUUCCAGGUAGACAUUACACCUUGGAAUCCCUUGUCUUCCAAGAUUCGCCUAACAAUUGGUGACACGGAGUCUGACGUUGAAACUAAGUGGUUAGGCACUCCAAUGUGGCCACUGAAAGGAAGAAGCCAAAUUACGCUGCAAAAUAUGGUCGGAAGAGGGGGACCGCAAAAUUGUAUGUGUGUGUUCCCAGGGUCAAUAGAGUGCGUUAGACAACAUGUGUCAGCCAAAAGGAUCCAAUUAAAGGCCGAACUUGGUCCCGCCUUUUGGAAAUGGAGGUUUGAUGUUAUGGGAGAUGAUGUCUCCAAGGUAUGGAAUAAGGAGGAACAAAGGAAAUUUGAUGAUGUUAUCAAAAUGAACAUUACAUCUAGGGACACAAGCUUCGUGAAGCUCGCCUCACAAUGUUUUCCGCGCCAUAGCAAAGGAAGCAUCAUUAGUUACUAUUUGAAUGUGUACAUCCCAAGGCAAAUAAGUGCUCAAACAAGGUCGGGUUGCAAUUAUGUUGACACGGAUGAUGAUGAUGAUGACGACGACGCGUUGAUGACAAUUAAGAGGUUACGUGCGGACAUCACUUUUAGCACCCGUAAGCGCUUGACAUCAUAUCAGUGAGUUAAUUUACUUCUAGUUUACAUGCACAUAGGAUAGUCGGAGCUUGUCGUGCACUCUUUCUCCUUAUUACUUUGUAACUAGUAAUUUUUUUAUUGUAACUAUAAAUUUUAUUCAUAACAAUUGUUACUAUUAUACA
This is a messenger RNA of Salvia splendens (bonfire salvia), 1072 nucleotides long. Its product is annotated as AT-rich interactive domain-containing protein 2-like. Bases 217 to 936 code for a protein of 239 amino acids. NCBI's taxonomy places the organism in Eukaryota, Viridiplantae, Streptophyta, Magnoliopsida, Lamiales, Lamiaceae. The transcript is spliced from 2 exons. The record is from RefSeq and is a predicted model, not a curated record.